This is a messenger RNA of Closterium sp. Yama58-4, 282 nucleotides long. The record is from the annotation of a GenBank genome assembly. Lineage: Eukaryota; Viridiplantae; Streptophyta; Zygnematophyceae; Desmidiales; Closteriaceae.
AUGAAACACAAGGGGGAAGCGCCUGAUAUUCACUCUAUCCCCUUGCUUCCCCUCACCCCUUCCCCCGGACCCCUCGUCACCUGCGCGAAUCUACGGUGUCGGCAUGGCGUGGCGGCAGGUGCCUCAGGAGCGGUAAACACCGCCGGCGGCGGCAUCACGGCAGAGAGCGCGGGGGACGAGCAGGAUCGCCGCGAACUCAUUCGGUUGAGGUCGACGGCGAAAGAUGGCACGCUGUGCUCUCAAGUGAUGAAGAGAGAUUGCUCGACGCCCAAACAAUCUUAA